This is a messenger RNA of Phacochoerus africanus (Common warthog), 4710 nucleotides long. RefSeq names its product pyridine nucleotide-disulphide oxidoreductase domain 2 (gene PYROXD2). The record is from RefSeq and is a predicted model, not a curated record. NCBI's taxonomy places the organism in Eukaryota, Metazoa, Chordata, Mammalia, Artiodactyla, Suidae. The coding region runs from base 1643 to 3748 and encodes 701 amino acids. Gene Ontology annotation, molecular function: oxidoreductase activity. The transcript is spliced from 15 exons.
GGUCCUGGUGUGCCCUGGAUUGAGAACACUGCCUGAGGGGCACAGCCCCUCCUCCAACCUAGAAGUUCCCUCCCCAGGGACAGACACAAGGGCAAGAGGCCAUCAGAGCCCAAGGCUAGGGCGUCUGGUGCUCUCGGCCAAGAGUCUUGGCUGGGAAAGAGGGAAUAGAGGUGGCAGAAGCAGGCACGGCCCAGCAAAGCCAUGGGUUCAUGUGUGACACACAGACAGCGGCCAGGCCUUCUGUGCCUUGAGCCUUGAGCUGAAAUUCACGCAGAGCAGACUGUUCUUUCCGCAACUUGCGGAGACAGAGGUCCUGAAGGACCUAGAACCACACCUCCCAAGGCGGCAGCUGGGGAAAGAGUCACGAGGCGAGGCGACAAGGACUACUUCUCCUUAACAUCAUGACUUUGUGGACAGGAAUUUAAAGCACAGUUGUAGAAAAUACAAGAAGCGCAAAGGAAAGACUAAGUCUGGGAGGCUGCUGCUGUUUCGGGUGCUCACUUGUGUCAAAUAGUAUUUUCCCUUUCCCUUCAUUUUUAGCUGCGGCAUGAUGUGAUGUGUCAGGUUUAACUAGUCCCCCCAGUUUUUCCGUAUUUUAAUUCGCAUGGGGCUGGGGGAGAUCCUGAAUCGGCUGUUGGCAGAUGCAUGAGCAGUGUAAACUUGCUGUGGCGGGUGGAGGGGUGUCUGAGUCGAGUAGAAGAGGCCCCAGAAAUCCACACCCAGAGGCAACCUUCCACGUCCUCUCCUGAUUCUGCUGAGUCUGGGGUGCAGUUCUGGUAGUGGGUUUGCACAACACUGACAGGUGCCAGAGCAGUUACAGGAGACCCUGAGCUGCUUUUUUCCUGGGUGGGAGGCAGCCUGACCAAUGGGCAGCAAGCCAAGAGACCCCUGAGUCAGGACAGGCCAGAGGGCAGUAAGUGUUUGUUUAGCUGAAGGUAUUUACAGAUGUGCUCUUCCAUCCUGGAGGAAUCUUGGAAAAUGGGAAAGGAUGCCAAAAGACAAGAGAAGUGUUCAGGCCUUCAAAAGACAAAGGAGAACCCCAAGAAUCACAGACGGUUUAAGCUGGGCCCCCAAGCCCUUCCAGCUUUGCAGGAGCCUGUGAAGCGGCUGGUGUUUAAGCAUUUAGGGGAGGACACAUGGCUCUCUGGGGUCCCCGAGGCCUUCGGGCACUGCCCCUGAGCCUGCUGUGGGGAUGGAGUAGCUACCCCUACAAGCCAGAGGGACAGGGAGUUGGAGCAGAGUCUGAUCUGGGUCUCUGUGCUCGGAUUUCCACGCCCAGCUCAGCUGGCACAUUUAAGAGCCUCAGCGCCCCUCCUCUGGGGCUUCCACGAGGAGCUGCACUGAGCACCUGGGCCCCCCAGGAGCCCUGGGGGAUUACCAGUGCAGAGAGCACUCUCUAGAGACCUGGAGACAGCACUAGUUCCGCCGGGUUACCAGGCCCUCUCCCGCAGCUCUGCCCCAAGGGGACUGGGCCUGCCACCCAGGCAGCUCAGUGUCCUCUGUUCAGUCAUGGCCCGAGGCCAAGUUCCGCAGCUGGGCCUCAGCUCCUCCUCUCUUCCUGCUCUCACUCUGCUCCUCCCCCUGCCGGAGAGGCCCAAGAAGCUGAUUGCAAGCAAAAUUCCUGGCCUAGUCCUGGGCAGAAAUGGCUGCAUGUGGCCAAGGGUUCAGCAGGGCCCUGCGUGCCUCUCCCCGCCCUGCUUGGAGACGAACUCACUCAGACACCACCCGGGGACACCUGAAGUCUGAGUACGACGCGGUGGUGAUAGGAGCAGGACACAACGGGCUGGUGGCUGCGGCGUACCUGCAGAGACUGGGGGUGAACACGGUGGUCUUCGAGAGACGCCACGUGAUCGGGGGCGCAGCUGUCACCGAGGAGAUAAUCCCAGGGUUUAAGUUCUCCCGAGCAUCCUACCUCCUCAGCCUGCUGCGGCCGCAGAUUUACACUGACCUGGAGCUGAAGAAACAUGGGCUGAGGCUUCAUCUCCGAAACCCCUACUCUUUCACCCCCAUGCUGGAAGAGGGCACAGGGGGCAAGGUGCCCAGGUCCCUUCUCCUGGGCACAGACAUGGCAGAAAACCAGAAGCAGAUCGCCCAGUUCUCACAGAAGGAUGCUCAGGCCUUUCCCAAAUACGAGGCGUUCAUGAAUCGCUUGGCAUUAGCCAUCGAGCCUCUGCUGGACGCAGCCCCCGUGGACAUGGAGGCCUUCCAGCGAGGCUCCCUGCUGCAAAGGCUCAAGUCACUCUCCACCUUCAAGCCCCUACUGCAGGCGGGCCGUACCCUGGGAGCCCAGCUGCCCCAGUAUUACCAGGUCCUCACAGCUCCAAGUGCCAAGGUGCUGGAUCAGUGGUUUGAGUCCGAGCCUCUAAAAGCCACUCUAGCAACGGAUGCUGUAAUUGGAGCCAUGACAAGUCCCCACAUUCCGGGGAGCGGGUAUGUGCUGCUGCAUCACGUGAUGGGGGGCCUGGAGGGGAUGCGGGGGGCCUGGGCCUACGUCGAGGGUGGCAUGGGUGCCCUCUCUGAAGCCAUUGCAAGCUCAGCCACCGCACAUGGAGCAAGCAUCUUCACUGAAAAGGUGAACAGCCCCCUACCCCGAUUUUUGCAAGGAUCUGAGAAUAGAACAAUCUCAGAUUCAGAGGGUCCCUCCCUUUCCCGAUGGGCAAGGCAGGGCUCAGAAUCAGGAUUUCGGGCUCUGCAGCCUGUUAGUGGCCCAGCAGCUCUGAACCAGGUCCCAGUUCUUCUGCCCGCCCCUUUGGAGGUGCAGCCUCUAUCCCAGCCUUUGCAUUGGAGGAGGGGGUGGCUAAGUCCUCACCUAGGAGCAGCAGAAAAUCGGCAGAGGGUGAGGAAGCUGGUCGUGCCUGUGAGCAGCACGAUGGCGAAAUCUCCCAAGACCCAGCCUGCAUGUCCCUUCCCCGGGUUCCCGGUGCUCCAGACGGUGGCUAGUGUGCAGGUGAGCAGUGGAGGGCGCAUUCAGGGAGUCGUGCUGCAAGAUGGCUCAGAGGUGAGGAGCAGAGUGGUGCUGUCCAACGCGUCACCGCAGAGCACCUUCCUGAAGCUGACGCCACAGGAGUGGCUUCCCGAGGAGUUCGUGCAGAGAAUCUCCCAGCUGGACACCCAGUCACCUGUUACCAAAAUCAACGUGGCUGUCAACAGGCUGCCCAACUUCCUGGCAGCCCCCAAUACUCCCAGGGGCCAGCCGCUGCCCCAUCACCAGUGCUCCACCCACCUCAACUGUGAGGACACCCUUCGUAUCCAUCAGGCCUUUGAAGAUGCCGUGGAUGGCCUGCCUUCCCACAGACCUAUAAUUGAGCUCUGCAUCCCUUCCUCGCUGGACCCCACCCUGGCUCCCCCCGGCUGCCACGUCAUCUCCCUCUUCACUCAGUACACGCCCUACACGCUGGCUGGAGGCAAAGCCUGGGAUGAGCUGGAGAGAAACACUUACGCAGAUAGAGUGUUUGAUUGUAUCGAGGCCUAUGCCCCCGGCUUCAAGGGCUCCGUGGUGGGCAGAGACAUCCUCACACCUCCAGAUUUGGAGAGAAUCUUUGAUCUUCCUGGGGGGAACAUAUUCCACUGCGCCAUGACCCUGGACCAGCUCUACUUUGCCCGCCCAGUGCCGCUGCACUCCAGCUACCGCUGCCCUCUCCCGGGGCUGUACCUCUGCGGGAGUGGGGCCCAUCCUGGAGGAGGUGUCAUGGGAGCCGCUGGACGCAAUGCAGCCCACGUGGUCUUCAGGGACCUCAGGAGCAUGUGACCCCGGACCAACCCAGGAAGAUGAAUUCACCCUUGAGAUGUUUAAGUCCCCAUGGGGUCAGCCUCCCAGGAUAUGGCCUGAGGCAGUCAGGUUCUCAGGGCUCAAGUCACUGUCGUAGAAGAAAUGUACACGUUACAUUUGGUCCUAGUUAACCUUGCACCCCUGGCUCCAUGAAUGACCUGGCUUUGUGGUAUUGAUAGCAGUGUUUUCUACAGAGAGUUUGCAGUUUUCUCUCUCUGUUAGUAGAGUAGGUAAUAUGGAAGAACUAUGUGGGAUAAACUUGUCUGGGAUGCUCAGUCAUCUCACAUCCUCAGCUCCAAACAGACCAUUUGACCAACCAGCAUCCUCUCCUCACUGCUGGGCCCGCUAGCAGCUGCCUGGGAGAGGCCCAAUCUACUGUGUCACUUUCCUGGCCAACUAUAAGAAAGGAUGCAGUCCCAGUGCCCCACAAAGUCACCCGCAGGGGCCUGAGCAGUGCUUGGCCUCUCCAGCUGUCAAAACUGCCAGAAUCAGGCAAAUAGGAGUCAGGAGUGAGCGCAGAGCAGGUGCAGGUUUGGGAUAUCUGGGUGCCCACAUUCCCGACUCUGGAGGUUCAACCUCUUACCUCCCAUGAGCCAGUCUGACCUGUUUCAUCACUAAAACCUUUUCUACAUAAACCUGUGUUAUUCUAAAGUGAGUUGGGUUGUCACACUCAGUCAGAAAGAGUUACACAAAUGUCCCUGUGCUAAUGCACCUCUCUCAGCCACCUUCCCUAUCCCAGCAGCCAAGGCCGUGGUCCAGAGGCCCCAUCAACAGAGGAGGCAGAAGGUUCCCUGAGACCUGGCCUCCCCCUUCUCCCCGGACAAAUUUAUGCAAAGGAACGCAUACCUGCCUUAUUACUUAACCUCAGUAAACUCAGAUUCCUCAUCUGUAGAGGAGUCAUUUUAAAGAUCAAAUAAGACAAUAAAGCAUGGUUUAGUCCA